UGCAUCGCGGUUAAGUUUGAGCGCCCGUUGCUCCCAACGUGUUCCGAUUGUGGGCAUGUAUGUAUGAGCUCGGGCUGUGUUAAACAUUACCGUUUUAGCUCAGCGUGUUUAUACAAAUUUACGUUUUCUUCUCCGAGUCUUUUUCCUGCAUUAAUUAAAAGACCAGAGAAACGUCCGCUCAACGAAAAUGUCUUUGGUUUGUGCAAUCUCAAACGAGGUCCCGGAGCACCCUUGUGUCUCUCCGGUCUCCAAUCAGGUAUUUGAACGCCGCCUCAUAGAGAAAUACAUUGCUGAGAAUGGAGCUGAUCCCAUUAACGGACAACCUCUGUCUGAGGAGCAGCUGGUUGACAUCAAGGUCGCUCACCCUAUUCGACCAAAGGCACCAUCUGCUACCAGCAUCCCCGCCAUUCUGAAAUCCCUUCAAGACGAGUGGGAUGCAGUGAUGCUGCACAGUUUCACACUGCGCCAGCAGUUGCAGACAACACGGCAGGAGCUGUCACACGCACUCUACCAACACGAUGCCGCCUGCAGGGUUAUUGCUCGUCUCACUAAAGAGGUCACUGCUGCCAGAGAGGCUUUGGCCACACUCAAACCUCAAGCCGGAUUGGUUGCUCCCCAGGUUGCUCCUGCCUCCCAGCCUGCAGCAGUGGGUGCGGGUGGUGAGCCCAUGGAGGUCAGUGAACAGGUGGGAAUGACUCCAGAGAUCAUCCAGAAGCUGCAAGACAAGGCCACUGUCCUGACCACCGAAAGAAAGAAGAGGGGAAAGACGGUGCCAGAGGAGCUGGUCAGAGCCGAAGAUCUCAGCAAGUAUCGCCAAGUGUCCUCCCAUGUUGGUCUGCACAGUGCCAGCAUCCCUGGAAUCCUUGCUCUGGAUUUGUGUCCCACAGACACCAACAAAGUGCUCACAGGUGGCGCGGAUAAGAACGUGGUGGUGUUCGAUCGCAGAGAGGAGCAGAUUGUGGCCACUCUCAAAGGCCACACCAAAAAAGUCUCCUCUGUCAUCUACCACCCAUCUCAGUCACUGGUGUUUUCGGCAUCUCCAGAUAGCACCAUCCGUGUGUGGUCUCUUGCAGCUGGAAACUGUGUGCAGGUGGUCAGAGCUCAUGAGGCAGGAGUUACUGGCCUCUCCCUGCAUGCUACUGGGGAUUACCUGCUGAGUUCCUCUGAGGAUCAGUACUGGGCCUUCUCUGAUAUCCAAACUGGUCGUGUUCUCACCAAAGUCACAGAUGAGACAGCAGGAUGUGCGCUGACCUGUGCUCAGUUCCACCCUGACGGCCUGAUUUUCGGUACCGGUACGGCAGACUCGCAGAUUAAGAUUUGGGAUCUGAAGGAGCGCACUAAUGUGGCCAACUUCCCUGGUCACUCUGGUCCGGUCACCGCCAUCGCUUUCUCUGAGAAUGGAUACUACCUUGCUACUGGUGCUCAGGAUAGCUCUCUGAAGCUGUGGGAUCUGAGGAAGUUGAAGAACUUUAAGACAAUUACUUUGGAUAAUAACUAUGAGGUGAAGUCUCUGGUGUUUGAUCAGAGUGGAACGUACCUGGCUGUUGGAGGGUCUGAUAUUCGAGUUUACAUUUGCAAACAGUGGACUGAGGUUCUCAACUUCACUGAUCACUCAGGUUUGGUGACUGGUGUGGCUUUUGGUGAGCAUGCUCAGUUCCUGUCAUCUACUGGUAUGGACAGAAGCCUCAAGUUCUACAGCCUGUAGGACAAAAAAAAGAGGAACCGAUCAAAUGAGAAGUUCAAUGACAAACAGGAGUUAUGUUUUAGUCCAUGAUCCAUUUUAGUGUAUAAGGAAGAGCUAAGAGCAAUAGAACCCAUCCACAUAACUCAAAAAGCCCAUGGUGAAUUUUACAGUUUCUCUCCUGCAGAUGAAGAUGGACAUUGAAUGAUUUACAUAUACAAUACACUGUAGUGAACUUGGUGAACACAUUCUAUACCAUCUCUAAUCAAUCAUAUGGUUAAUUCUUGAGAUAUGCUUAAAGACUUUUUUUAGUUGCUAUGAAUAAUUUUGCAUUUUUUGUCAACCAUUUUCUUUUCCUGCUCUGUAUUUCUAGGGUCUUUUUACUUUCUGGAUUAGUGGUGUCGCUAUUAGUCUUCUGUGCCUAAUUUUUUUUGUACCUUGCCAUGAGCUGAAAACAGAAAUGAAUGCAAAUUAGAUUUCAAUAAAGACUUGUUGUUUUUAA
Tachysurus fulvidraco (yellow catfish) is the source of this 2183-nucleotide messenger RNA. It is a transcript of the gene prpf19, whose product is annotated as pre-mRNA processing factor 19. Gene Ontology annotation, biological process: protein ubiquitination; mRNA splicing, via spliceosome; DNA repair. The record is from RefSeq and is a predicted model, not a curated record. The transcript has 16 exons. Bases 188 to 1705 code for a protein of 505 amino acids. Gene Ontology annotation, cellular component: cytoplasm; U2-type catalytic step 1 spliceosome; Prp19 complex. Gene Ontology annotation, molecular function: protein binding; ubiquitin protein ligase activity. NCBI's taxonomy places the organism in Eukaryota, Metazoa, Chordata, Actinopteri, Siluriformes, Bagridae.